Messenger RNA from Schistocerca americana (American grasshopper), 828 nucleotides. Its product is annotated as vegetative cell wall protein gp1-like. The record is from RefSeq and is a predicted model, not a curated record. The transcript has 4 exons. Lineage: Eukaryota; Metazoa; Arthropoda; Insecta; Orthoptera; Acrididae. The coding region runs from base 1 to 828 and encodes 275 amino acids.
AUGCAGGUGGCCGGUUGUGAAUGUAUGACAUUCUCCCGUAUGCAAGCUAAAACCAUCCGGGUAUUCCUGGACCAGCAAAUAAUGGGACAGCAGCGUGAAAGCCGCACCAGCGACGGCAAGCGAUGGCGGCAGCGACGAAAUGAGGAUAAGCCGCCAGGUGCUCCUGCGGAAGGGCAGCAACCAGGCAGCCUGAGCGACACGGCCAGCGGCUGCAUCUCGACGUCGCCAGUGCCAAAUAACUCAGCCCCCAAGAGCCCAGUCUGUGGGCUGGAGAGGCACUUGCAGGUGGACUUUUCACUAGAGUCUCCUGUGGCUCUGAUCGUGGUGGGUCGUUGCACCAUUGCAGACGCAGACGAUUCUGAUGAUUUGGUCCGCGGCGGGUUCCAGCCGCGCCUUCCGACUUCACUGCCGCCCCCAGGGCAGCAGCAGCAGCCGUCGCCGCUACCACGCCGACAGCCCGUCCCGUUGAUGCCUCCCGCGCAGCUUCAUCCGGGAGCGCCCCAUGUGGUCGCUCCGGCGCCUGCGGUCCCUCUUCAGUCGCCACCGCCUUCGGAGCUGAUCGACGUCGACUCCUCAGCCGGGCCGCCUUCCCAAGCGGUGGCUGUGCAGCCUGUCCUGCAGCCGCUUUCCUUGGGCACCCCCAAGGAGUCUGACACCGCAGCGCCUUGUCCGGCGCCCACUCAGCAGCCGUCGACGCAGCGUCAGGAGACGCUGCCUCUCUUCGUGGGUCCCGACGCCCCGUCGCGUCCAGUACCAGAAGCUGCGCCCGUGGACACAGGCAAUAAUGAUGUUUUCAUCGCGACGUUCAUCUGUCAUGUUGCAGAAUAA